UCAUUGGUUGGCGCGACAAUAUAAAGUUCCGCAGUGAUUCCCUCAUUGACUGCUGCUCUGCCUCGCUCACUCACUCACUCACUGGCUGACUGACUGACUGACUGGCUGACUGACUGAGGAAGAAGAGCAGAAACACAGCCGACUACAGAGAGGAUUUACAGAACUUUAUCGUUAUUAUUCCCACUCUUAUUUCUUCGUGCUAGUCUGUCCGUUUAAAUCAUCUGCACCAUGAAGGAAAGAAGACUCCCGCAGCCUUUUGUAGCGAGGUGUAAACUCGUGCUGGUCGGGGACGUCCAAUGCGGUAAAACCGCGAUGCUACAAGUCCUGGCCAAGGACUGCUAUCCAGAGACUUACGUCCCCACUGUGUUUGAAAACUACACCGCCUGUCUGGAGCUUGAAGACCAGCGUGUUGAACUCAGCCUUUGGGACACAUCAGGUUCCCCAUACUACGACAACGUCAGACCCCUCUGCUACAGCGACUCCGAUGCAGUGCUCUUAUGCUUCGACAUCAGCCGACCAGACACAGUAGACAGUGUGCUGAAGAAGUGGAAAGCAGAGAUCCAGGACUUCUGUCCCAGCACCCGGAUCCUACUAAUAGGCUGCAAGACAGACCUGCGCACAGACGUAUGCACGCGCAUGGAGCUGUCCAAUCAGAAACAGAGCCCCAUCUCCCAUGAACAGGGUUCGUCCCUGGCCAAGCAGCUUGGAGCAGAGGCUUACCUGGAGUGCUCAGCCUUCACAUCCGAGAAGAGCAUCCACAGUGUUUUCCGUACUGCGGCUCUGGCCUGCAUGAACAAACUCCAGGCUGCCAAUAAACCCAGUCCCGUCCGCCGCCUCUCCAAGAGACUCCUACACCUGCCCAGCAAGACAGAGCUGCUCUCCUCCACCUUUAGCAAGGACAAGUCCAAGAGCUGCUCCAUCAUGUGAAUACUAAGGGAGCAUGCUGGGGGGAAAAAUAAAGCAAGGACAAGUAGGUGAUUCAGCAGGGGGGUGUGCAAGGGAAAGAAGGAAUGAUUUCUACAAUGCAUUUCUCUCCUUUGCAACAUCCUCCUCGUCAGCCACUGAAAAAAAAACACACUUCCUACACUCUCUAUAUUCAACUCUGACACUGGACUUUUGAUCACCAGCACAACAGUACAGAGACAGAGUGAAAAAAGUGUUGAUGUUGAAAAUAUUUCAGCUGUACAAAUUUUAAGGCCUGUUUAAUUCCUUACAUAAAGGUUGCUGUGAGAGCUUAAAUAAGGUCAGUGACUCCUCUUUCCCAAGUGGUUGUAAACACUGCAUUUGACUGCAUUACCCAGAUGAAACUCAUUAGAAAUUUUGAUAGCGCAGCCCUUCCUCAUCCAUCUCUUCAUCCGAAUGUCUCUUUAAGGUCACGGUAUGGGCUGAAGUGAAGAGAUGAAAUGUAUAAAUCUGACAGUGACAGGAAGUGGUACCUACAGAAAUGCGGCUCGGGGAAUUUCAAACAGCAGUUCCUUGUAUAAAUUAUUCCCCCAAUUCCCCUUCACAGUAUUUUGUUUGG
Molecule: messenger RNA, 1522 nt
Organism: Etheostoma spectabile (orangethroat darter)
Lineage: Eukaryota; Metazoa; Chordata; Actinopteri; Perciformes; Percidae
Product: rho-related GTP-binding protein Rho6
Exons: 5
Coding region: 229-927 (232 amino acids)
Biological process (GO): small GTPase-mediated signal transduction
Molecular function (GO): GTPase activity; GTP binding
Source: RefSeq, a predicted model, not a curated record